Triplophysa dalaica is the source of this 1258-nucleotide messenger RNA. RefSeq names its product 60 kDa lysophospholipase-like. Lineage: Eukaryota; Metazoa; Chordata; Actinopteri; Cypriniformes; Nemacheilidae. Gene Ontology annotation, cellular component: nucleus. The record is from RefSeq and is a predicted model, not a curated record. Gene Ontology annotation, molecular function: protein binding. The transcript has 7 exons. The coding region runs from base 461 to 1114 and encodes 217 amino acids. Gene Ontology annotation, biological process: regulation of gene expression.
AAAAAUGGGCUUCCGUUUCACAAGUGCAUUUGGACAGAAACAAACAUUUUGGAUGAGACACUUUCUAAUAGGAAAAUUGUUACAUUUUCUAUCCAUAAUAUGUUCACCUCCAAUAACAAUAUUUGCGAUCUCUUUGCCAAUCGCGUCAUAAAGAUGUGUUUUUAACAAGAUGAAGCAAUCUUAUACUCUCCGUUUAGCUAUCCAUCACCGUUCCACACUCCAGCCCAGUAUGUGAAGGGAAUGCACCAAAUAUCUGUUUGCAAACCACCAUAAAUCUCUAAAAGAAGAAGCCGCUGUUAUCGCGAUAUCUUGUUGUGAAGAAAAGGCGGAUACGUUGAGAGGCAGGUUACCCAGGCAACAACCGCACGAACUGUAAACAUUCAUCAGCUUCUGUUCUUGUUCAAUUUGAAGCAGGUUAGCAGAUAUUUCCAGACACAACUUUUAAGGUCACAGAUUUAUCAUGCAGACACCAGAUUAUUUGGAGAUAGACCUCAGUAGAUUGGUGAUCCACAACGAGAAGUUCCUGAAUAUUCUGGAAGAAGUGAUGAAACUCAACUGGCUUCAUGAAAGAACCCAGCCGGGGAAGUUACAAUUGAUGGCAAAGACUCUUAGUUCCCUUGCCUCUCGUGCUGUGGAGAACAAUCAUUUCAUCGAUCUUCAAGUCCUCCUAGAACAUGUGGAUGUCAAUUCUGAAGACUAUAUGGGAUAUACACCUCUCCAUACAGCCUGUCAGUUGGGAAAUGGAGAAAUGGUUAUGUUCCUACUGGACAAUGGUGCAGUGAACCGCUCUAAACAUUGCCCAUUACACUUGGCCAUUAAGAACAGGAAUUUUCUAGUUAUCGAGCUCCUGAGGUGGAAAGGGUUCACUGUUAAACUACACCCAGUGAGAAUUGGCGUGGAAUUGAUCCAAACAGUACGAAAGAGAGAUCAUGCGCUACUGCAUGCCUGGUUUCUCUCAGGGGUGGACAUGGACACCUCUGACUACAAUGGGUGGACAGCAAUGAAGGAGGCUGUUCGCUUGGGGGAAAACACCAUGAUAACCAAGCUAGUGCACUACAGAAGCACGCCACUGUCCUCUGUGCCCGUGUACAGGAGGAGAAGAGUCUCGCUUUAAUCUUUCCCCUUCUGCAGACUCUCUGCCCUGUACUGUAGAUAAACUUGUAAAUAGUUCUGUUCUUUUUCUUUUUGUGUUCUUUUGUCAAUAAGAUUGGUGUUUUAUCUGCGUUAUAAAUGUGUUUGAAUAAACUUUAUAAACUAA